GUUUCUCCAACUCCAUACCGCCACAAUGACAGCCGCGUGGAAAGCCGCAGGUCUCACCUACAACCGCUACAUCGCCGUCGCAUCGCGCGUUGUCCGCCGCUCCCUCAAGGAGGAUAAGAGAAUCGCUGCCGAGAGGCGAGGCGAGAGCGAGCUCAGGUUCGCCAAGUGGCAGAACGGCAAGCAGGGUGAGGUCAAGAACCUCGACGCUGCCAACGCUGCCAACGCUACCGAGGCCGCUGCUUCAUCCUAGACGUGUGCAAUUGGAGAUAUGAGAUGAUUGGUGAUGGCAAUGGCAAUUGGCAUUCGCGAAUGAUGCGGAGGUGCCUGUGAAGGACCAGCGGAAGGGGAAAAUGGCAGUGCACCGGGCUCUGUAUAUUCUGUAACAUCACCGAAUCUAAAUGCACGAAGGGUUCUGAGCCUCACGCUUACGUCCAAUGAUUGAUUAUUCAUGUGUUCUGCCUGUGUUCUGUGGUGUCAAUUGCAAUGAGUUGACGAUCCGUUGUUGGUCCACUUUACCAAUCUUAAACCUGCAAACCUCAC
Molecule: messenger RNA, 540 nt
Organism: Aaosphaeria arxii CBS 175.79
Lineage: Eukaryota; Fungi; Ascomycota; Dothideomycetes; Pleosporales
Exons: 3
Coding region: 26-250 (74 amino acids)
Biological process (GO): proton motive force-driven mitochondrial ATP synthesis
Cellular component (GO): mitochondrial inner membrane
Molecular function (GO): proton-transporting ATP synthase activity, rotational mechanism
Source: RefSeq, a predicted model, not a curated record